Molecule: messenger RNA, 4115 nt
Organism: Toxoplasma gondii ME49
Lineage: Eukaryota; Apicomplexa; Conoidasida; Eucoccidiorida; Sarcocystidae
Product: transmembrane amino acid transporter protein
Exons: 7
Coding region: 1247-2749 (500 amino acids)
Biological process (GO): amino acid transmembrane transport
Molecular function (GO): amino acid transmembrane transporter activity
Source: RefSeq, a predicted model, not a curated record
GGAACUCUAAAACGGAUAACCUGCUCCCAACCCUUAUUCGCAUGGGCGUAAGUAGAAAGGUGAAACCUCUAUGGAAAAAGAGAAUCGAUCUGACGCAUUUCUGCAUACGUGUGUCUGUUCAUCCCUGAAAAGAGCUAGCUCAGCUUCCGUAGCGCACGCGUAAGACUGAACCCCGUCUCUCCCAAGUCCAGUCGAUUGCGGAAACAGAACGCGGCUAGUUGCUUUCGCUUCUGUGUGUCGUCUCAAAAAGUGUACCACUUCCUCGCCUGAGUAGAUCCCGCAACAGUAUUGAAUGAGGCGGUACCGCAUUCGCUUUUCCUUGUUUUGCUCCUAAUUCUUUUUUCUCUAGAAGAAGAGAGACAGACGACUUCUCCUCUUUCGGUGUAGAGUAGCAAACGUACCCGCUCUUCCUACUCGAAAACGGGUGUUUUAUUCCCUUGUCCUCUUGUCUACGUUCGCCUCAGCCACGUGCGGUCUCUUCCUUUAUUACGUUGCGGAGGCAAGGAAAAUUACACAGUAGUGAAGACGCUUCUAAACUUUCCCGGGGACCUUUUUUCUGUAGUCUCUCUGUUGUCUUACUGUUGAGAAUUGGAAAAAGCCAGGCAUGACGUGACUUGAGCAAUCGCUUACUUUCGGGUUUCAGGUGGGCCCUGGUGUGCGAGAUUGGUGCUGCGACUUGGCACAUGAUCACCGUCAAAUUACCUGCGUAGAACAGGCAGUCUGUCUGUAUUCUGAGCAGCAUUUCAAAUGUCCUCUCCGUCUAGUCAUCGCGACGCCGUACGGUCAUGACCUUUGAUGUUUUUACAAAUGUGUUCCCUCUCGAAUAAGGGAGAGGCAGCCGCCGUGCACUCUGUGUGUGCGUGUUGUUUUGGCUUAGGCUUCGUUUUUUGUCAAAGACAAGGUUUUUCUCCUUUCACUCCGGCCUCCGUCUUGUGGUUGCCCCUUUCUUUGCUCGAUGUUCAACGCUUUUGCUUUCUGCUCGCCUUUUUAGGCUCCCUGUGAUGCUUUUCUUCGUAGUCCACUAGUUCUUGUUCGGCAAGGAGCCGAGGGUUUGCCUGUCGUAAUUAAUCUUACGCGCUUGCUGUUGUUUGUCCCAUCUUAUCCGUGGUUGUCCGUCCGCAGUUUUCUUUCCCAUGUUGCAAAAGCUUCUCUUUGGCAUUCUUUGGACAGAAAAGUCUCGUGCCGUGCCAAACGCGGUGAAGUCUGUGAGACUCGUUUCCCCGCUCUUUUAAAACCAGAGCCAGAGAUGAUGGCAAUCGAAUCGGGUCACUCCAGUCCUGGAGUCUCUGUGGAGAUAACAGACCUCCACAGUUCACAUGAUACUACGUCAGAAGAGCUUCAGGAGACAGUGGCACAUACACGAGAUGGAAAAGUUAUAACAUUUCUACAUCCUUCGCCCACUGACUUGCAGGUUCUUUCCUCUGAAUCCGUUUCUCGGAGCCUUUCCUGCCGAGAUUAUUUUCUCGCAACGAAGACAAAUGAAGGUGCGCCGAUUCAACACCGGCAUAAAGUGAAGUCGACUGGCGCCUUUGGCACGGGCGUGAUUAUCUGCAAGGCCUUCAUGGGGAGCGCCUUUACUUUGCUCCCUUACGCCGUCAUGAAAGGCGGCCUUAUUUUCUCUUUCCUCAUUUUAGCUGGCGUCCUUGUUCUCAGUGUGUACUGUAUGGAACUGCUUUUGGAAUGCUGUGAAGGCGACGCGUGCGCUACAUACGAAGCUGUUGCCGAACACGCUCUAGGGAGAUGGGGCAGAACUUUAAUAGAACUGUGUGUUUUUUCAUCGCAGGUGUCAUUCUGUUCUGUUUACGCUGUAGUCGCGUCACGAUAUCUACGCGAUGUCAUUCUAGUCACCGCGGGAUGCUCGCCCAAUGUGGAUAUAUCUGUAACCACAAUAAUUUGGUGUCUAGGAGUAUACUUUUUUUCUCUCAGUUUCGUAAGAAACAUGACGUACCUCGUACCUCUUUUGUUAGUGGGAAAUAUGGGGACAAUUUUCGGCAUGUUCAUCCUUAUUGUUGCCGUCGUUGUUCAAAUGAGCCAACAACGAAUGGUUCGGUCGGUCGAAUUGUUCAAUUUCGACGGAUGGUCUCUCAUUCUGGGAAUGAGUAUCUACCUCUGGCUAGGAGCUGGCCUGAUUCUCCCCAUUCGCAAUACAGCGAAGCCCGCCGUUCAACAGAAAUUUUCCCAGCUUCUCAUUUCUAGUCUCACAGGCCUCAUAUUGCUGUACGUCGUGUACAGCACGAUUUGCGUUCUUGCAUUUGGCAAGGAUGUGAAAGAGAUUAUUCUCUCCAAUCUCCCUUCCGGUCCUCUGGGAACCACUAUCCAGGCAAUCUUCGUCAUUGUCGUUUUAUCUACGUAUCCGCUAAUGCUCUAUCCAGCCACUGGCAUCGUUGAGGAGAGACUCCUCCCGUAUGUUGUGACCUCAUGUCGAUGGGCGCUGCAGCUCGCCAGUGUGACCAUUCGCAUUAUCCUUGUCCUCUCCACCCUUGCAAUGGCCACAUUGGGGAAGCACCAGCUAGGAGGGCUUGUGUCGUUGAUUGGAGCGGUAUGCGGCGUCCCUCUUGCUUUUAUUUUUCCCGCACUGAUGCACCUGAAGCUCAGAAGACCGCAGCAGUUUCUGCGGCGACUGUCCCACUAUCUCAUUGUUCUUAGUGGCUUUGCAGUCCAGGGCUUCUCUGUUUACAAUACAAUAUCGGGCUGGCACCGCAAAUCUGACUACGGCAGCGCUUGCCCAAAUGUGAAUCUAAGCGACUAACAGGAGAAAAGUAGCGCAUGUCACGUGGAUUGACUGGGUCAGAUGGAAGAGAAAGAGUAUGACGUUGGUUAGUUAUCCGCUCCAACGAGCGGAAGAGCUGGAAUGGUGAACAGUUGCAGAUAUACAUAUUUAAUCGUGGAAAGGUGCACUGUCCCCUUCUCACUGCCAUUCUCCCACUGUUUCAGGUAGACGGAGGGUGGGUAACGCUUAAGCAUUGUGAAUGAUUUUGUGCAGGCAUUUGAGUGUUCGGGAAAAUGGACAGAGAAUAUAACGAAGGUAGACGGUGUGAGGCCUCUUACGAGAUGAUUUUACUCGCAGUGGUUGUCUCAUUUUGAUAUAGGUAUGAGACGGGAUUUGCCAUUGAUUUAGUGUGUCGUCUGUAGAGGCGCGGUACACAUUCCUCUUUAAUGCGUCUUAGCAAAGGUGGUGUUUCAGGGACGGCUGAGUUCAGCGAACAGUAAGGGAGAGUCGUUGCGUGGCGUUCACGCGUUUGGUUUAAAAGGGGACUAGGAUCGCGUGCCUAGACGGUAAAUCGAGGACACACUAAGAGGCGAAUCUUGUUGUUUGAUCUUGUAAAUUUUUUUGAGGAGGCGUUGCCUCGAGGAGACUUUGUCGCCGCGUAGAACGGUUUUUUUUCCAUGGCGGAAGAGGUGCCACGGCAUCCGAAGAAGCAGUCACGGUGUCAUAGUGUCCCGGUCCGUUUUGUUUGUCCACGCACCUGAUGCAUGAAAAUUGUGUGCAAACCUGAUCAGAUGAAUCGACCAACUUUCCCUGAUAUACCCCCGGAGCGCGGUAGGCCCCCUAUUUUGCUGCCGCUUGUUCGAUCACGUGCCUCACACCGUCGAUUAGUAGUAUAAGCACCAAGGGAAGAGGGAGUUCCUGUGUACGAAUCACACGCACGCAACAAGCCACAACCUUUCGCUCGGCAUAUCGUUCAUAUCCUUUUGUGCUUGUCUUUCUCUCGGGACAUUCCAAAACGGCAUUGUCAGCUCUCUCACCGCGGCUCCAACUGUCGCUUUUGCACGUGUGCCUCCGCAAAUUACAGCCUUGUCUCUCAUUGUGCACCAGAGUGGUUUUGAUAUGGGUGUUGGCUCUCGUAUCAAACCAGAGAAGGUUGUCGCGCAUGCCUCAGUUUACUGUGUGUUGUAGAGAACACAAGACUUCCGGGUGAUCCUGUAAGUAAUAGAGACCGAAGGCUUAAGCUAAAAAUCUAUAUAUGGACUCCGAAUCAUUCUGUUUCUUGUCUGCAUUCUGAGAUUUAUGAUGAUGAAUGAAGUUCGCUCAGGCAGUGAUGGCGACAUAGGCACAAGACAACUUCUCUUUCUUACUGCAGUCAAUCUAGGAAAAUGGAUGGGCGAGGAUAUGA